Rodentolepis nana is the source of this 567-nucleotide messenger RNA. The record is from the annotation of a GenBank genome assembly. Lineage: Eukaryota; Metazoa; Platyhelminthes; Cestoda; Cyclophyllidea; Hymenolepididae.
AUGCACCAAGCAAGUCCAAAGAUCCACACUGGCCUAGAUACUCGAGCCAGUGGUCCUAUCGGAGGAGUGGGUGAAGGAAGUGGCCGAGGUGAUAUUGGGGGUAGCGUAGGUGGUGGUGGCCACACAAUGAAUCUCCUAGACAAGUUGAACACCAUGUCGCGUGUACGUCGACGCAAACAGGAAGCCGAAGCUGCCCUUGUUGAUUGUGCAGUGCCUGAAAAACUGGAGGCCUUUCAGCAAGUUCUUUUACAAUUUGCCAACUCACAUCUUGGGAAAUUGAAUAUUCAUGUCACUGAUUUGCAAAAAGAGAUGAACGACGGGGUGUAUUUCCUUUUGCUGUUGGGACUUCUAGGGGGUUACUUCAUACCCCUCCAUCGUUUUCAUCUCACACCGCGUACCGAUGAGCAGAAGUUGGCCAACCUUCAACUGGUCGCCCAACUCGUGCAAGAAGUUGAAGGGAUUGAACCGGGCCCUAAUACCCGUCCAGAUGAUAUUUUACGUCGGGAUCUCAAAGCCAUUCUUCGAUUCCUCUAUGCGCUUUAUACGCGCUACAAGGAUAUCGAGUAG